UUAGAAGAGAAACUAUGGAGACUAAACGAGCGAUAUUUUUUGUACUCCUGUGUCUACAGGCUUUCGAAUAUUCCAAAGCCAGAAAAUGUUUGAGCUCUCGGGAGCAAGCAGGUGACUUGUGCUCCGCGAAUAUGGAGUUUUUGAAGACAGAAAUCGACAAAGCGACACAGGAAUACAAAAACACUUUGGAGAUGAAAGUUGACGAAAUUGCCAAUAUUUUGAGGCAUAUCAACAACGACAACGGUGCCAGAAGUAUUGAUAUGCCAAUUGAAGAUCACGGUUCCAAUUGCACACUAUCUAAUCUGAGCUCAAAACUGGCCAAUUUCGAAAGUGAACUUACUGCAACUUUGAAAGAAAUUCCAAAUCGGAUAAACAGGGCUGACGUGAAAUACGAGAUGACGAUGAAAAAGUUUGAGCAAGACAAACUCUCUACUAUGAAAUAUUUGGACGUGAGGCUAGGCGAGCUUAAAACGUCUAUCUUGACUGAAGUUUACGCCAAAAUUGCCGACGUCAUUCGCAGCAAUGAAAAGCUCACUAUCGGCCAGCAACAAAGCGUCCAAGGAUUGGAAAGCAGAAUUUCGUUGAGAUUGGAGCCUUUGAUGGGAAAUGUGGAGCAAAAGAUAAUUGAAUUCUUAGAUGCUUUGAAUAAUACUGAAGGAACGCGAUUUUCUCCAAAUGUGCAUUCUGUGACGAAUUCCACUAACGCUGAAGAUGUAUUUGACUCUAUGAACUCGACAGUUCUUUCUCUUUUGAGCAAGCACUUUGCAGAUGUAGAAACGAAGCAGAGUGAGCGAGACCGCCGUGUUGAGGAAUCGAUUGAAAAUUUGGAUGAAAAGAUAACUACUCUUGUGACGCCUAUAGCACAAGACGUCAAAACAAACGCUCUUAGAAUAAGCAGACAAAUCGAGCAGAUGGACCAAGAGUGGAAGGAGAGGGGGCAAGAAAUGGAAAAUUUGCUUCGCAGCACAUCCGAGUCCCUAAAAAAGAUGGAAAUGAAGCUAUUGUCUGAUUGCUCCAAGUCUGGCCGCUUGAAUUUGACAACUCUGGACACAGGAAAAUAUUACUUUAGCACUGUUGAGGUGAGCUGGUUCAGGGCUAAAGAUUUUUGUCAACGAUUCGGAAUGCAUCUGGCCACUAUCGAGACAGACGAGGAGAGAAAGGCAAUUCAUGCCGCAGCACCCAUCAGAAAUGACUACUUCUGGCUGUCGGGAAGUGACAUUGGAAACUUGCCUGGCCACUUCAACUGGGUGACGGAGGAGCAGGUUGAUGACACUUGGUGGGCGAGCGGCCAGCCCAACGACUUUGGCGAGGACAAGGAGACAUGCAUUGAACUUUUCACCAACAAUGGCCUUCUCAUAGACUACAAGUGCAGCGACGACGACUAUUUCGUCUGCGAACUUGACCCAGAAUGUGAAGGCUAUGAUGUUCAGCUGCCUUCUAAUGCUCAUUAG
Molecule: messenger RNA, 1451 nt
Organism: Neocloeon triangulifer
Lineage: Eukaryota; Metazoa; Arthropoda; Insecta; Ephemeroptera; Baetidae
Product: CD209 antigen-like
Exons: 12
Coding region: 15-1451 (478 amino acids)
Biological process (GO): biological process involved in interspecies interaction between organisms
Cellular component (GO): external side of plasma membrane
Molecular function (GO): carbohydrate binding
Source: RefSeq, a predicted model, not a curated record